AUGGAAGAAAGAAUUUAUUUUUCUCUCUUGAUAUUAUGUAGCAUUGUUCAAUUAAUUGGUACUUCGAAGACAUCAUCGGUUCUGCAUAUCCUUCAGAAACGUAUGAUUGACAAAACGCUGUAUUAUGGAAGUAAGCCAACGACGCUUCGACAAGUUCCCUACAUUGUCAAUAUCGUGAGAAAUGGACUCAGUAUUUGCGGAGGCAGCAUAUUAACACCUGUAUUUAUCCUAACUGCAGCUCAUUGUAUUUUUGCGGAUAAUUACACCUAUACAGUUCUGUCCAAUUCAGCAAGCUUUGAUCGAGGAAUUGAGCACGCUGUAAUAAAGAAAUUAUUAUUCGCAGAUUAUAUUCAUCGAUAUUGGGGUCGGAACGAUCUUGCCUUGCUUAAUAUUUCUCCAGCUAUCAAUUUUCUCACUUCGCAUAAUGAAAAAAUAUCACUCUACACUGGAAAUUUGCCACGAAAUAGUCAUGGUAUUGUCAGUGGCUGGGGAUGCUACUAUAUGAGAGGACAGAGAACCAAAUUUCCUAGCCAAUUGAGAUCAUUCACUGUGCCCAUACUUAGCGAGGAAUCUUGUCGAGAAAAAAUCGAAAUUGGGACUUUAUCAGAAGUGGAUGUAAGAAAAUCAUCAGAUCUUCAUAUCCGCAAGAAACGCAUAAUUGAUACAAGCUUAAAUGGUAAUAGACCAGUAUCGCUUCAACAGGCUCCUUACAUGGUUAACAUUUUGAGAAACGAAAUUAGUUAUUGCGGGGGUAGUAUAUUAGAUCCCACAAUCAUUUUAACUGCCGCACAUUGCGUUUCUGAGGAUAUUGGGUUCUACAGCAUUUUAUCUAAUUCGGCAAUUGCUGAUCGUGGAGUUCGCCACAAAAUCAUAAGGAAAAUAAUACAUCCGCAAUAUGAGCAGCAUCAGUUAUUAAAUGAUCUUGCUUUGCUUGUUAUUUCUCCACCUAUUAAUUUUGAAACAUCAAGGAAUCGAAGAAUCCCAAUCUGCAAUGGACAUUUACCACCGAAUAGUCGUGGCAUCAUUAGUGGCUGGGGGUGUCAUCGAAUAAGAGAGGGGAGAAUGGAAUAUCCUUUCAUAUUAAGAUCAAUCACUGUGCCUGUAAUUAGUAUGAAAUUGUGUCGCACUUUCUAUCGGUAUGCGAAUUUGACAAAUAGAAAUAUGUGCACUCUUGAUGGAAAUAGAGAAAAAAAUUGUGCUGGGGGAGAUUCUGGUGGAUCUUUGGUUGUAAAUGGUCAACUGCUUGGUGUUCUCUCAUGGGCUGAAGAGACCUCAGAUCAAGGAUAUCCUGACGUUUUCAUCAAUUUAAUAGGAAGAAUGAGAAGAAAUGCGCAAGGGCAGAAUGAGAAGGAUCUCUCGUGGGUCGACGCAUUGAUCGGCGCUCGAGGGAUGCUGGCCAUUCUGAUCUCAACCCCUGAAACCACCACCCACCCCAGUCAAUGCCGCGAUUAA
Molecule: messenger RNA, 1452 nt
Organism: Belonocnema kinseyi
Lineage: Eukaryota; Metazoa; Arthropoda; Insecta; Hymenoptera; Cynipidae
Product: phenoloxidase-activating factor 2-like
Exons: 5
Coding region: 1-1452 (483 amino acids)
Biological process (GO): proteolysis
Molecular function (GO): serine-type endopeptidase activity
Source: RefSeq, a predicted model, not a curated record